AUUCAGGCUUUCUGCUUGGAUUGUCUGUAUCGGAGUAUCUUAACGUGUUUCUUGGUGAUAAAUCCAAAUAUUCCUGGGGAAACAGGCAUCAAAAUUCAGGGCAAGAAUCUCUGUCUUGGCAAGAUUUUCUUCCCUAGACUUGAAUUAAUAGGUUUGCCUUUUCUCACCAAUUUUUCUAGUUUAAACAUCCACUGUAUUGGGCCAUAGUGUGUUUUUAAGUGGGACAUUUAGUUAUUGAGUUUUUACAGAUUCCAGUUUCUGAAACGGUCAUGCUCAUUUCUGUGCUUACCUGAACAAAUGUACUUGUCUCAUCCCUUGCCCCAUGUAAAGAAGCUCCAGGAGAGCAGGAACCUUGUCUGUCCUGUUCUACAGUGCCUCAUGUCAGAGUAAGCAGUUGAUAAAAUAGUUAUUGACCGAAAGAGUAAUGCUUCUACUUCGGGACUUGGGUGGUUUUCCUUCUUACAGUAUCCCCAUCUUUCUUUCAGCACUGGAGAGGGGUCUCUUGAAAACCCUACAGAAACUGGAUGAAUAUCUGAAUUCUCCCCUCCCUGAUGAAAUUGAUGAGAAUAGUAUGGAGGACAUUAAGUUUUCUACACGUAAAUUUCUGGAUGGCAAUGAAAUGACAUUAGCUGAUUGCAACCUGCUUCCCAAACUGCACAUUGUCAAGGUGGUGGCCAAAAAAUACCGCAACUUUGAUAUUCCAAAAGGAAUGACUGGCAUCUGGAGAUACUUAACUAAUGCACAUAGUAGGGAUGAGUUUACCAAUACCUGUCCCAGUGAUAAGGAGGUUGAAAUAGCCUAUAGUGAUGUAGCCAAAAGACUUACCAAGUAAAAUAUCCCUUCUGAGAGAGAUGUCUUUGCAUCUUCCCCUAAGGAUAUGCUUUUCCUAACAGACUGCUCCUGUUCCUAUAAAGUAGAAAUUUUAUUUUGCAUGAACGUGCAGUUACUCAAGAUUAGGACAAAGGCUAGACAAGGUAUAGUAGCUAUCUUUAAAUAUACACUCCUAAGCAGUAUUAUGUUAAAACACUUUAUCCUGUCUCCCUCCCCUGCCCCGUACCCUCCUCUCCUCUAAUCCGGAGACACUCCGCCACACUCUUCACUCUAGAGGUAGACUGCCGUCCCUCCGGAGCCCUCACCGUCGUGUCUGUUCCCUGUGGACUGAGGGCAGAACUUCGGAGGGCCAAUGUGUAGCUGUUAAAAUAGUACCCACGACUUCAUCAGUCAGCCGAAAACUGGUGCACAAUGCAUGGUACAAGGAACAUUUAUGUAUUUUGGGGAUUGUAUAAUAUUUAGUAAGAGUAUAUGAAAGGAUUGCUACUGUAUCAGAAUGCUCUGUCUCAAUUCAGUCUGUCCUGGGUGUGUCACCACCAGUGAAGAGAGCCUUCCACAGAAAGUCACUACAGAUCUUGCUGUUUUACUUUGUACAUGGAUUUUUACUUUUGCCUAAAAGCAUUUACCCUUCAUACCAGUUACAACAUCGGACACUGUGUAGGAGCUACAAGUUCAGAGAGAGGGAUGAUGUUCUCAAGAUCUUCCUCAAAGCAUUUCAUCUAUCUGAGAAAAACCUAUGGGCACCUGCUACUCUGUCUGAAUGUGUUGUUUUUUGUGUGUGUUUUGCCCAGUGCCAUUCUUUUGGAACCUUAUUGCUUUCCUCCUUUAUUUUAAAAAGCUCCUUUUUAGGUAAGCGUAGACCUUGCUGUCUGUAGAUCUUUUGAGUAACACUACAUAAACUGAUAUUUAGUUGAUUUAGCGAUAGCAGUAUGACUUGUAAUGUAAAAAUUAACACAGAUAAUAACCUAAGGAAUGUAGGGUGGGUUUGUCAAAAUGUCAAGCAGAAUUUUGUUUCUGAAGCAUAUUUAAUUAAUAUGGAUAACCUAAAGAAUGCCUUUUCCAUCGUGUAUUAAAAACAAGAUAAAACAGCCAUCACCAGCUUUCCCAUUCAACCCCCGUUGACUCUUAAACUUUGGGUAGAGAGCAUGGCUAACUCCUUUGGAACUAAAUUAUAGUUGUUAUGGUGAGUACAUAUUUACUGCAGUUUUGCCUAAUCUCAAUCAUUGUACUUCCUUCAAUUAAAUUUUUCUAAAGCCACAUUGAGGAAUAGCACUCUGCAUGUUUGUUUUUUUAAAAAAUUGGAAGUCCUAAACCAGGAAUGAUUUGUGCUCUAACAAGGGAGGAUGAACUUGGUAAAAAUAAAACAAAAGUUUGCUACGUAUUUAUUCAUUUUUUGAAAAUGGACUGUCUAAGUACUACUGCUCCAAAGACCAUAGUUGUAACUAUCAUACAUUUUUGGUAAUUUUUUAUAUGUAACUUGUUUAAGAAGUGCUAUUUCUCAUAGGCUGUUUUUGGAAAUUUACAUUAUUGCUUUCAAAUGGCAAUGUUUUCCCCCGUUUGGUGUGUUAACAUUUAGUAAUCACUGGCAUUAGGGAAGCAGCCUGAUUUUUAUAAGCAUAUACUGCAUUUUUUAACCUAUCAGUCUGUAAUUACCUUGGUAUAGAAAGAUAAGCUCCGUAUUGUAUCCAUUUGGCUCAGGGAGGUUUCUUUGCCUUGCCUUUCUUAGAACUCCUUACUGCUGAUAAAAAAUUUGGGCACCCACCUUUAAUUAAAUAUUGGAUGAUGACUUAUCUGGUUGCAAGAAAAGCACUCAGGUUAUCGCCGGGAAGUUCUAUAGCAGUAGCUUCGGUGGGAGAAAAUGUCACGUGUGCUCCAGGACACAGGCAGCCAUCACCACUUCUCACCUCCCUUUAAAAUAGUAGUAACUUGGCAUUCAGGUGAUACUGAACCUCGCCUCCUGGCUCUCAAAGUAUGAAAAAGAUUCAAGAGAAGGGUCUGUUCUUUCCAGUGAGCAGGGGACUAAGUGGUGCAGAAUAGAGGGGCUAAUGAGGACAGAGGUACAUUUCUCAAAACAGAGGGAUGAAAACCACAUUCUGAAAUUCAGUCGUGAACUACUUUCACUUUGGAUAUUUAUUCUCUUCAUUGUCUUUUUAAAAUUUAUCCCAUGAUUUUACUUGGCUGUCUGUCUAGAUGUCCAAGGAAGGCAGGUCUGUCUGUUACGAUUUUGAUGUAGAAAGACAGAUCUUAUUAUUACUUUAUCAGGGAAGAUAGAUGAAAUUGAGAUUGGCAAAUGGACAAAAGCUAGGAAAAAGGAUGAUCCCAGAACAUGAUUUUUUCCCCCCAUUUUAUACUUGUGGAAAGAUCAUAGCUUAAAAUGUUGGGAGAUUUUAGGGCAUAGAAGUUUUCAUGGCAGUUCAUGUAGUUUAUAAACUGACAUAAUGCAGAUCAUCUGAUACUAUUUCUACAACUACUAAAUCAUUUCCCCCUUAAUGUAAACCCCUUCUGUUCCACCUCAACAAGAUUAGAGUCUGAAUGGAAACUCUCACUGUUUUCCAAGGAAUUCUGAGAAGUUUUUGUGUUGAACAGUUGGAAAGCUCUUUACUAUUUCAGUUGAUAUAACUUCCUUUUUUUUUUUUUUUUAAUGUAGGUGCAGAUUUUCUAUACCCCUCUGCUAUCUUUUAUAAAGAGCAUUGACUUUUGUGAUGAAAAUCAUACUAGGUUUGAUUUCUUGAUAACUCAGCUUACACAAUAUUUUUAAACUCUUGAGCAAUCUGUGUACAAUUAAGAGAUUUCUGACAUUUAUUCUUCACUAAGUUGAUCAACUCUAGAAUUUAGGCAUUUUAACAUCGGUUGAGUUUUGGAUCUUUCUAGAGUUAUGUAGAUAGCUUUUGUUUCUGUACAUUUAAAAUAUCCAUUUAAGAAAUACCUACAAGGUAAAAAAUGAGAAGAAAUAGCAAUGUAUUUUUUCAUAAACAUUUUGAUACACAUUUCAUCGUUUAUUGAUUAACCAUUUUCUUACACUGGUUGUAAUCAGCAUUUGAUUCAGAGAGGGAAGCAUUCAUUAUUGAUAUCCUAAAUGGGCUUUUUUUUAUUCCAUCCUUUACAAAUGAUCAAGAUCGGAGCUUGUCGAAAUUAUAUUUUUAUCAUGGAAAAUAAUUUCAACUCCCUAAGUCCUAAUGUUGAACAGAAUUGGAGUAUUUUCUUUAGAAUUACUUGAAAAGGCAAAUGAAAGCUUAUUACAGAAUGCUUGUAUUUUCUUUUCUCUCUCUAGAACCAGUAUAUUGCUGGCAGCUAUUGUAUUAAAAAAAUAAAGUAUAUUUUCACUAUCAUAAAAGGUUCUUUUUUCCCCCCAUCAUGAAAAUAAAUAACAACCUGGGGUAAAAGUGUU
Leptonychotes weddellii (Weddell seal) is the source of this 4219-nucleotide messenger RNA. The record is from RefSeq and is a predicted model, not a curated record. Lineage: Eukaryota; Metazoa; Chordata; Mammalia; Carnivora; Phocidae.